Messenger RNA from Dimorphilus gyrociliatus, 3635 nucleotides. Lineage: Eukaryota; Metazoa; Annelida; Polychaeta; Dinophilidae. The record is from the annotation of a GenBank genome assembly.
AUUAUUGGCCUUAAAGUUAUUGGGCGCGAUUUCAACGCAACAUAGGAGAGAGAAUGUUGAAGAAAAUUUCAAACAAGUUGAAAAAGCAGGAGGCGAAGAGAGAUGACACAACCACGGCUCUUCCUCCUCCAAAAGCUUUAUGGACAUCUAUUUCUAACAUUUCCGAACCUGACUCAGCUGAUUCCGGUUUCUUUGAAGCCGUUUGCAGAAAUGACGUGGAUGAAGUACGAAAGUACUACAAGUCCAACAAAACUAUUAUUAAUGUCCCCGAUUCCAAUGGACGAACGGCUUUACAUAAGGCUUCGGCAAGAGGUUAUCAUAAAAUUAUUAUGUAUCUUUUAUCUCAUGGUGCCGAUUUAGAGAAACGUGAUAAGCAAGGUAAAACCGCUCUUUACUCCGCUGUUGAGAAUGGUCACGUUAAUUGUGUUGGAAUUAUCGUCGAUUUCAUACAUUCAGUUGACCGAAGGCCAAGGGCGCCUUUCAUUCUCUUGAGAUCUAUAAAAAGUCAAGAAAAGAACCUUGAAGACGACCUAAGGAGAUCCUACGUGGUGGAACAAUCUAGAAGUUGUUCAGUGGUCAAGAGCUUCUCAUUAAGAAAUUUUCUGUGUGUUGAAAUAUUACUAGCCCAUGGACAAGCGGCGAAUGACCUUGGGGUUUUCCUAUAUCAGACCCUCGAUAUUCCUACAAAACACAUUUUAUUAAGGAAUGUAAAGGGGGAUAUGAAUACUUCAAAUAUUUCAAAGUGUUUCCCAAGCAAAACCAUAACACUUACAAUAUUAAAAUCCAGUAUAAGAGCUGGGAAUCUAUUGAAUUUCUCUUCUCUAAAAAAUCUUAUCAUUGUGGAAUGUGGAAUGAGACAAUUACAGCUGGAAGGUUUGGACUCUCUGGAAUCUUUAGACGUUAGCGAAAAUCGUCUAACAAGUCUACCGGCUUCUAUAGGACGAUUUAAGCAGCUAAAAGUUAUCCGAGCAGUAAAGAAUCAUCUUACAUGUCUACCCCCCUUUGAGUUAACAAACCUAGAGAUCUUGGAUGUUUCCUGGAACCAAUUAAAAAUUCUUCCUAAUCAACUCUGCUCUUGCACAUCCCUCAGACAGCUAAAUGUUUCAAAUAACCAGCUAAUAAGCCUACCUGAAGAUAUAGGAUUAUGCUCCCAAUUAAGAACCAUUGAUCUAGAGCAGAAUAAGUUGAAGACCGUUCCGACUUCGCUGUCAACAUUGAAUAAGCUAAAAGACAUCAUUCUGAAUUAUAAUCCAUUAGAGGAUGUUUCCGAUGAGUUAUCUGUUCAGGAAUUAAAGUCCUAUUUAAGAAUUCUCACGGAAGAUCCCGUUCCAUGCAAUACUAUGAAAAUGGUUGUAGUUGGACAGGAAAAAUGCGGAAAGACUAGUCUAAUUAAAAGACUUCACCCCGUCCACAACAGCACUAACGUUGUUAGGAGACUUUCCCAGCUAAAACUAUCUGCUCGACCGAACAUGCGCCAAGCUUCAAGGGUCAAGAGUGUUGAUGUUCGGCAAGUAAAUCUUGGCGAGGAAAUUGUUCUUAAGAUUUUUGAUUGUGGCGGUUCGGCAGAUUUGUACGAUGACCACGGGUUUUUUUUAACUGCUGGAGCCGUAUACGUUACAGUUUUCAAAAUGAAUGAAUGGACUGAAUGUACAGUUGAAAGAUCAAAUUUUCUUCUUGGAAGACUUCAACUAUGGCUCUCUUAUAUCUAUUCAAAAGCUCCGAAUGCCUCUGUUAUUAUUGUUGGAACACAUGCCGAUCAUUCAUCGUUGAACGAUGAUCUUAAACAAGAAAUAUGGACAGAAGUAAGGAAACUAUUGAGUCGCUGCAAGAUCAAACACACUCGUAUGGACUCGUGCAGUGAUUGUAUACUCUGUACUGUCGGUUGUCUACCUCAAAGACGCCCUCCAACUGGAAAUCUUACGGCGAAUGACAUAGAAAACGCGACGGAUGACAGCGGAGGCGCAGAUGGAGUACAAUCACCUCUUUUUUCACCUCACAUUAUUGCUUAUUUUGAAGUCAGUUCUCCAGACGGGGCCAACAUUGAAUCUCUUAAAACCUAUAUGGAAAACAUUUGCAGGAAAACAAUAUCAUUAAAUUCAUAUAUCCCAAGAAGAUGGUCUCAACUACAAGAUUCUUUAAACAGAAUAGAAAAACCAGUAAUAACCAUGGAUGAAAUGGCUAAGCUAGCUCAGGUUCAUGGCGUAAAAAAUGAUGAAGAGUUCCUUUUAAUGUUAGCUAGGUUCGCCAACUCUGGUUCGGUCGUCACCGCUUCUCGGUCAAAUAAUACCGUUAUUGUUCUUCAACCUGAAUGGUUGGCAAAAUGUCUCUCAACCAUACACGCCAUACCAUCUGAUCCUAAUAAUGUAGGCCUGAUACAAGAAGACUUAUUACUUAAACAAUUGGACCAAGAUGCCUUAUCCUUUCUACUAAGUUUGUCAAUUUGUAUUCGAUUGAGUGGAACAAAAUUAUUGUUAGCACCCUCGAGAUUACCGGCUGGCUACCCUCCUGAAACAUCGUGGAGGAAAUUUCCAGAAGAUGAUGAACUACAAUUUGUUUUUAUGGUUACCCUACCAACAAUUGCUCCACCAAGUUUCUUUCCCGAUUUAACAGUUGCAUUAAGAAAAAAUCGGACAGACGAAGUCUACGAAGGUGUAAAAUCCACGUACUUAUUAACUCACAUUGUCGAAGUAAUAGAUGGUUUCGCAUACCACAUUCAGUUGAAAAGAAAUGUUCUAUUACUAGAAAUACGAACAACAUUCGACAGAGAUAUACACGAAGGUAUCGAUAUUCUUGAUCGAAUUUUAGACAAAGUCACUAGUACUUAUGAAGGACUCAAAUCUCAAGCUUCUAUGAACUCCAGACUCCUCAACACAAUCAUUUGUCCUGGAUGUUUAUUUAAUAAUGUAGAAAACCCAGCUAGAUUCCCUUCCAUCAUUCUAUCGUAUGAUGACGAAUCAGAUGUCUCAUGCGAGCAGGGUCAUCAGCUCGGCGCAAAUUUCGAAUUUAUAAAGGGCCAAAUACCAAAGAAAUUAAUACCUAAAGAGAAAUCAGAUCUUUCGGCGAAAUGUAAUGGAUUUCCAACAUAUUUUGUCGUUCUACCAGCGGUUGGUGAUGGCCUAAAUAUUGCUAAACAAACUAUCUACCCCAAUCAAUAUUCUGCGUAUGCUUUACAUGCUGUAUGCGAAUUUCCCGAUGGUUUGCACAUAAGUCCGGAAGAAGGGCUGGCCCUUCAUCGUAACGUCGACGAAAUAAUGCACAAGUACGGUCCUCAUACUUUAGCCGUUUUACAAUUACUUCGAAUUACUAGCGAUUCGUCUGUUUUGGCCAAUGAUAUGGCAGUUAGAACGAAGCAAAUCACGCAGACUUUAGAUGGAAUGCUUAAAGAUCUGGAAGCAAAAUUUAAGAUAUCAACUCUGAAGUAUCCUUUAGAUAAGGUAGAUAGUAAUUUCCUGAGAAGUAGGCUGAAUUUGGCAUCAAACUGUCGAAGAAUUUGUGGUCUGACUAAAAUACAAUUUGAUGGAAGAUCAAUUUGGGUAUGCGAUAGACAUUAUCGUCAAUUAUUACCAAAAGAAACGGAUCACAGUGAUUACUUCAAUCUCCUUAAUGCUACUUUAAGAAAAGAAAGCUUGGCUUGA